AUGGGAUUUGGUGCAGGAGCUUCUCGAGCCGAGAGAAAGGCGAAAAGGCGCAAGCUCGAAAAUUCGAUUCCCGACAUACCUGACGACAUCGAUAUAGAAUCCAUUAACGACAGCGCUGUUUCGUCAAAGAGGAAAAGAGCUUUAGAAGAUGACGCGAAUGAGGACCAGGAUAUCCCUCUAGACCAUAAGGGAGGUCUUGCAAAGAAUAAAGAGUCCAAUCGCAAGUCCAAGAAACCUAAAACUUCAGCCGAAACGCCUUCACUGCCUACACGGACUAGAGAGUCAUCCCAUGUAAUGGAGACUGAACUUGCUCCUAAAAAGUCGAAGAAGGAAAGAAAGGCGGAGAGAAAGGCGAAAGAGGCCGCUGAAAAUACAAUAUCCACAAAUCAAGAGGCGGAAGCUGCUGCUAGAGGGAAGGACCAAGAUACCAAUGCUACUGGGUCCUCUGACCAAACCACUGCUGAGAAGAAACGUGUGAAAAGCAAGAAGCAGGGAGGUGUAUCUGGUGCAAAUACAGAAAGCAAGGCUGCAAGAUUCAUCGUGUUCAUUGGAAACCUCCCAUUUACUGCUACGACUGCGUCAAUAAAAAACCACUUUGCUGCCGUCAAGCCUGCCUCGGUUCGUCAUCUUACGGAAAAAGGAAAUCCUACUAAAUCCAGGGGUUGUGCUUUCCUUGAGUUUGAAGGUUAUGAUUAUAUGAAAACUUGUCUCAAGCAAUUUCACCAAUCCACAUUCAAUGAUGGUAUUUCGGCACCAAGAAAGAUCAACGUUGAGCUAACUGCCGGAGGUGGUGGUAACACAAAAGACCGCCGCUCGAAAAUUAAGGGGAAAAAUGAGAAACUGAAUGAACAACGUGCCGAUAAUCCAAAAGUUAGCAAGAACAAAGCGGUCGACGGGGCACAGCAUGUGUUGGCUGAGGAUAGUGGAGUGCAUCCGAGUAGGAAGGCAAGAAUUGGUGGAUGA
Sclerotinia sclerotiorum 1980 UF-70 is the source of this 963-nucleotide messenger RNA. RefSeq lists its product as hypothetical. The coding region runs from base 1 to 963 and encodes 320 amino acids. The record is from RefSeq and is a predicted model, not a curated record. Gene Ontology annotation, molecular function: RNA binding. The transcript has 4 exons. Lineage: Eukaryota; Fungi; Ascomycota; Leotiomycetes; Helotiales; Sclerotiniaceae.